AUGGCAGAUACUCACCAUGAUACUACUCCAAAUCUCGACAUUAACAGAUGGAGACGUUCAUCAGAAAAGGGAGACGACCGCCGAUCGGAAGAUUUGAUCGCUCAUACUGGAGAUCCCUUUGGGGAUGAAGAAAAUGCCGAAACCAAGUAUCGGACGUUGGAAUGGUGGCAAUGCGGCAUGAUCAUGAUCGCGGAAACCAUCUCCCUCGGUAUUCUGUCCCUUCCAUCGGCCGUGGCAGUGCUAGGUCUUGUCCCUGCCGUCAUUCUCAUUGUCGGACUUGGUAUAGUCGCAACCUAUACUGGAUACGUAAUCGGCCAAUUCAAAAUCCGAUACCCGCAAGUACAUAGUAUGGGGGAUGCUGGGGAGCUGCUUUUCCAUCCCAUGGGGCUAUCUCGCUUUGGUAGGGAGUUCAUGGGAACCGCUCAGCUGUUCUUCCUCAUCUUCGUCAUGGGAAGUCAUCUCUUGACCUUCAGUGUCAUGAUGGAUACAGUCACAGAUCAUGGCACCUGCUCAAUUGUAUUUGGGAUCGUUGGCUUGAUCGUCUCGUUUAUCUUUGCCUUGCCUCGAACCCUCCGGAAGGUCUCCUGGUUCUCAUUUGCUUCCUUCGCAAGUAUUCUUGCCGCACUCCUAAUUACUAUGAUCGCUAUUGCGAUUCAGCGCCCAGGUGAUGGCAAGGUAGACGCAACUACGACAGUCAGUGUGUCAAAGGGGUUUAUAGCUGUCACAAAUAUUGUAUUUGCUUAUGCUGGCCAUGUGGCUUUCUUCGGCUUUAUCUCCGAGAUGAAGAUUCCAACAGACUAUCCCAAAACGCUAUAUUUGCUCCAAAUGACCGAUACAAGUAUGUAUGUGAUAGCUGCUGUUGUUAUAUACAUCUAUGGUGGGAAGGAUGUGAAAUCGCCCGCCCUGAGUUCAACAAGCCCAGUUACAGCGAAGCUUGCAUAUGGAAUUGCUAUUCCUACGAUUGUCAUAUCUGGUGUCAUCAAUGGACAUGUCGCCGCAAAAUAUGUCUACGUUCGACUUUUCCGAGGUACAAAGCACAUGCAAAAGCGCUCAUUCUUGUCAAUUGGCUCCUGGGUUGCGAUUACUCUUAUAUUAUGGGUAAUAGCCUGGAUUAUUUCCGAGGCAAUCCCUGUGUUCAACACAUUGCUGAGUUUGAUCACUUCCCUUUUCGCUAGUUGGUUUACCUAUGGCCUCAGCGGUGUAUUUUGGCUAUUCCUGAAUCGAGGCCAGUAUGGGGCUUCCUGGAAAAAGAUGGUUCUGACUGCCAUUAACUUGGUGAUUGUUGCGAUUGGUGCAUGCCUGUGUGGGAUGGGUCUUUGGGUUUCUGGUAAAGCAAUCCAUGAUGAUUCAAGUGGUGCAAGCUUUUCGUGUGCUCCCAAAAAUGGAUGA
Penicillium vulpinum is the source of this 1389-nucleotide messenger RNA. RefSeq lists its product as uncharacterized. The transcript is spliced from 8 exons. Gene Ontology annotation, biological process: amino acid transmembrane transport. Gene Ontology annotation, cellular component: vacuolar membrane. The coding region runs from base 1 to 1389 and encodes 462 amino acids. NCBI's taxonomy places the organism in Eukaryota, Fungi, Ascomycota, Eurotiomycetes, Eurotiales, Aspergillaceae. The record is from RefSeq and is a predicted model, not a curated record. Gene Ontology annotation, molecular function: amino acid transmembrane transporter activity.